UCGUCAUCAAUGCGCGGGUCUCUCAAAACAACAAGGUCUCUUCCGCGUUAGUGUGUACGUUAGGCGUGUAUUUUGCAGCCAUCAAAUAGUUAUUUGAGUUUAAGGUUAAGUUGGGUGUUAUAUCGUUCAUUGCCACCUUUAACGAAAAUCCCGCUUUUAGUGACAUGGUUCAUAAUUUUGAGUAGCUCUGGGGAAAGCCACCAGUCAAUGAUAGUUUAGCCAACGCGCUAGCGAUUCGGCUAAACCUGAGCAAAGAGGACAUACACGAAUGGGCUAUCUGACAACGCCUGUUUUUGUUUUUUUUUAAAUUCAGAAUAGACUCACAGUUUCGCUCUUUUUUAAUGUGGUAGCUUCCCUGACAUAGGCCUAUUGUGUUAACUGUGUCGUAAACCGCUGGUUUUAAGCACAUGUCUAGCGACAUGGACAAUUACAGUCAGCGGUUUGAUUCCGGACGGGAAACUAAAAAUCAGAAGAAAAAGGGGUUUUCUUACCACACCAAUGCAUGUCAUGACGAGGGGGACCGUAGGCCAAAGUUUCAGUUACCCUUCAGAAACAUCACUGAUGAUGUGAUGGACAGAUUUGCCAGUAUUCGGAUUCCGGGCAGUAAGAAAGAGCGGCCACCCUUAUCACACUCAAAACACAAUCCCAGUGAAUGGUCUAUUUCUUCAUCUUGCACCGCACAGCAGUAUGAGGAGCUGUCAUCAAAGAUUACCUCUGAAAAAGAGAUCUUGGCUUUGUUUGAAAAGAUGAUGGAGGACAUGAAUUUGAAUGAAGAGAAAAAGACUCCUUUAAGGGAAAAGGAUCUCAACAAAAAGAGGGAAAUGGUCAUCCAGUAUAUUUUUACUGCCUCUAAAACGGGCCCUUUGAGGAGCAGCCAUCAGAUUUCCCCCCAGGAAUUUCUUGGAGAGCUGAAGUCGGGGGCAAUGGAUGAGCGUCUGUUCAGCUGUUUAGAUUCACUGCGUGUGUCUCUGACCAGCAACCCUGUCAGUUGGGUGCAGAGUUUCGGACAUGAAGGCCUUGGACUUCUGCUUGAUGUUUUAGAAAGGUUGCUCUUCAAAAAGGAACAAGAGAAGAUUGACAAGAAGAACCAACAUAAAGUUGUCCAGUGUCUCAAAGCAUUCAUGAACAAUAAGUAUGGCCUGGAUCGAAUCCUGGAAGAAGAGAAAUGUCUUUCUUUAUUGGCCAAAGCCAUCGACCCCACCCAGCCUUCCAUGAUGAUGGAUGUGGUGAAGCUGCUGUCGGCCAUUUGCAUCGUUGGCGAAGAGAACACUUUAGAAAAGGUCCUGGAAGCCAUUACAGAAGCUGGAGAAUGGAAAACAACUGAGAGGUUUGCCCCCAUCGUCAAAGGACUCCGUGAUCGUUCAGUUCAGUUGCAGGUAGCGUGCAUGCAGCUCAUCAACGCACUAGUUACAUCUCCUGAUGAGCUGGACUUCAGGCUACACAUAAGAAAUGAAUUUAUGCGCUGCGGCCUGAAAGAGAUACUGCCGCAACUGACGGGGAUCAGAAAUGAGGCCCUUGACAUUCAGCUGAAGGUGUUCAUGGAGCACAAAGAAGAAGACAUGAUCGAGUUCUCUCACAGGCUGGAUGACAUCAGGAGUGAACUGGAUGAUGUGGGUGAUGUUUUCAGCAUCGUGCAGAAUAUGGUGAAGGACAGCAAUGCUGAACCCUUUUUACUUUCCAUACUGCAGCACCUGAUGCUUAUUCGCAAUGACCGUUUUGCCAGGCCUCAAUACUUUAAGAUCAUUGAUGAGUGUGUGUCUCAGAUUGUGCUCCACCGCAGUGGCACUGACCCAGACUUCGGUUACAGAAAACGCCUGGAUGUGGACCUAACCCACCUUUUAGAGGUGUGUGUGGACAGAGCUCGUGGUGAAGAGUUUGAACAGAGAGCUUCUGAACUGGAACAAAAGUUCGAGGAGGAGUUCGUAAGGAGACAAGAGCUACAAGCAUCACUGGUUAAGAGUGAAGAAAAAGUGACUGAACUUCAAGCUGAGCUGCAAGCCCAAAAAUCCCAGCCUGGAGCCGUACCCUACGCCCAAGCUCCACAGACUUCUUCAAGCCUCUCCUGCGCCGCACAAACAAACACUGCAGGACCUGGGCUACCACCACCACCACCACCACCUCCUCCUCCUCCGCCACCACCUCCAUUAUCUGGUUGUCCUGGCCUAGUUCACCCUCAAUUUGGUGUCCCUCUUCCACCCCCACUAGGCUUUGGUCUAGCUUCUCCGACCCAUAAUGCAUUGCCUUAUGGCCUCUUACCAAAGAAGGAAUUCAAACUAGAAACUUCGAUGAAGAGAUUGAACUGGUCCAAGAUCCGUCCACAGGAAAUGUCAGAGAGCUGUUUCUGGGUGCAGGCUGAUGAGAACCAAUAUGCCAAACCUGAUCUGCUGAGCAGAGUUGCUCUGACUUUUGGUUCACAAAGAACAGAAAUGAAAGCCAAGAAACAAGAGGAGGAUCUGGAGGAUAAGAAAGCCAUAAAAAAGAGAAUUAAGGAGCUCAAGGUGCUUGAUCCGAAGAUGGCACAGAACCUGUCCAUCUUUCUGGGUUCUUACCGAAUGCCUUAUGAGGAAAUCCGCCGUGUAAUUGUGGAGGUAGAUGAGGAACACCUCACCGACUCUAUGAUUCAGAGUCUUGUAAAACAUCUACCUGAGCAGCAGCAGCUCAAUGCCUUGGCCAAGUAUAAGAACGACUAUGCAAAUCUCUCAGAGCCUGAGCAGUUUGGAGUUGUGAUGAGCAGUGUGAAAAGGCUACAUCCUCGCCUUGGCCAUAUUCUCUUUAGAUUACAGUUUGAGGAGCAGAUAAACAACAUUCGUCCAGACAUCCUCGCUGUGAACGCCGCCUGUGAUGAAGUCAGGAACAGCCACUCCUUCGGGCGCCUGCUGGAGCUGGUGCUGCUUCUAGGGAAUUACAUGAAUGCAGGCUCCAGAAAUGCUCAAUCUUUUGGCUUCGACCUCAGCUCCCUUUGCAAGCUCAAGGACACAAAGUCAGCAGACCAGAAGACCACGUUACUGCACUUUCUGGCACAAGUGUGUGAGGUGGAGUUUCCAGAUGUCAUCAAAUUUGCUGAUGACUUUGGGCAUGUGGAGAGAGCCAGCAGAGUGUCGGCAGAAAAUCUGGAAAAAAGCCUGAGGCAGAUGGAGAAGCAGCUGCUGCAGCUGGAGAGAGACCUGGAAAAUCUCUCCUCCCUUGAUGACCCCAAUGACAUGUUCCUGACUAAAAUGGCUAGCUUCAGCACAGUUGCGCGGGAGCAGUACGACAAGCUGGUGGUAAUGCACAGUAACAUGGAAACGCUGUAUCAGGACCUGUUGGAGUACUUUGCAAUUGAUCCCAAGAAGACAUCUGUGGAGGAGCUGUUCACCGACCUCAACAACUUUCGUUCGAUGUUCACCCAAGCACUUAAGGAGAACCUGAGGCAGAGGGAGUCAGAGGAGAAACAAAGGAGAUCACGGGAGGCAAAGGAGAAGGCUGAACGAGAAAAGCAAGAAAGACAGUUAAAGAAGAAAAGACUGCUGGAAGUCAGUGCAGAGAAUGAUGAGACAGGUGUGAUGGAUAGUUUACUGGAAGCCCUACAGUCAGGAGCUGCAUUCCGAGACCGCAGGAAGAGAGCACCCAGACCCAGAGAAAAACUGCAGAUCAUCAGCCCCGGCUCCUUCCGUCAGGUGCUCAGGCCUGUUAACUAUGACAACAAGGCACCAUUACAAAGGGCUUGCCCACAGCGGAAUAUCAAUGUGGCUCCAGUGGCACUGGAAGCUUCCCAUCAGAAGGAAGUCCGCCAAGAGUCAGAGGUUCGUCUCUGUGCUGCUAAGGCAAAGGCUGCAACAAAUGCAGAGCCCAGCCGCAGGUACAGGAACAGCCCAGGUCACAGUGCCAGGGUGGAGACAGAGAGAGUGGUGGGAAAAGAGCCGGUUAAAGUGGCUGACAAAGAAAGGGAAGGUAAAGUAGCUCCAUCGGCCUUCCAGUCCUCUUCCUCUGGAGAUAGUCUUGGUUGCAGCAACAUGAGUGGUGAGACAGAUGUGGAGGCUCUUUUGGCCAAACUGAGAGCCUUGUGAAGUAGCUUUGAUGAAACUUACCUUAGAGGCCUAGAGCUGCUGUAAACACACUGAAACGUGCUCGGAAUUCUCUCCCAGGUUAUCCCGUGAAACAGAAUAGAAAUAAAAACAACCAGUUGCGGGACACUUUUAGUUUAGAAAAAAACAAUAUAAAUUAUUAAAAACCAUUCCCACUCCCCAGUUUUUCCAGAAAUCCUCUAGCUCAUGGCAUGCACUGUAGUCUGCGGAGUGUACUGCGUUAGCAAACAUGCUUCACGUGGUGGUUUGCGUUUAUAUAGUGCAUCCACUAUGCUCGCUUCAAUGCUUUUAAAGCCAAAGAUUCCUAUUCAUUUUUUUCUUUUUCUCUGAAGUUGACAGAUAAGCAAAAUUUCUACCUUAUCGAUAGACGUUCGCUUGUCACGUAUUUUUCAUUUUUAUAUAAUCAGCACAGUUUAUUGAAAAUGAGCUGUGGUCUCGCUGGGCACUAAUUUCCAUACCUUUAUAUAAAGAAACGCACUCUUGUUAUUUACGUCCUAUAAUAGUAAUAUAAACAUUCCACCGUUACAUAUUAGACUUUUGCGAGUUGUUAGAAAUGACCAGUUUUGAAUACCAAGAAUUCUGAUGAGUGGUCCAUUAUUAUCAAUGUCAGCCGUGAGCUAAAAGCAGACGUGAUCGUACAUACAAAGACUAGAUAAAUUGUCCACACAUACAUUAAGAACAGUUGUAAGUAGUUCCAAGGAGUACACUGUAAAAUAAAACGUUUAUCUGAAUCACUAUCACUUAGGCUGUAUCUCUAAGUUUACAAUUACAUUUUCCUCACUUUCAUUAAAUGCUUUUUUUUUUCAUGUUUCAAACUUUGAUUUAUGGUCUUAAUAUCAUUUUGGAUUUUUUUUGUUGGCUUUUUUGUUAGCUCAUUUAUAUCUUAUAUUCCAAAGCUGUUUCUUCCCAAAUCAAAAACAUAUAUAGCCAGAAAAUAUACACAUAUAUGUCUUUAGCAGAGUAUAUAAGUUUGUGUCUUUGACGAGUUUCAUGUUUUGCUGUUUUUCGUUGUGAUUUUAUUGUAGUACAUUUGAGGAGGAGAUGGAUGUUUGGGCUUUACAUAAUCUACUAUAAAGAGCUAAAACAUAUCCAGGAGAAAUAAUUGUUUUUGUAAAAUCACACCUAUAUUGGACCAAUCUUUUUUACCUGCUUUUAGGCCAAUUUACAAUAAAACCUUAAAAUGAAUGGUUGUUUUCUUCUCACUAAGAUCACUAUCAUUUCAAAUCAACAUGUCUGAAGACAAAAAAAAAACAUCAAUUUUAUGGCAUAUGUUUGUCUGUGUAGCACAAUAUCCUGCAUUUUAUAAAGACUAACAUAUAAUCAGAUUAGAGAAGCCAAACACUGUCACAUCUCACCUGGAAAUAGCCAGUCAUCAAAAACGUUCACCACAGUAACCACGCUGUCUCCGUCUCCUGGUCCUUGUCACCAAAACAUUUCAAAAUCUUAGUUCUCUACGUCCAACUUUAUUUAUCCAAUUGAUGCACCCCAAAUCCCCACGCUUUUCUUUCGUGACUGAAAUCUGGCAGUGACACGGCUUGUUGUGUGGGGUUUUAACUGCGGCCGGCAUGAACAGCAACUGGAUAAAGCAUAAAAUGCUUCACGUUUUUUGACUAUUGGGGUUCAUGAGAAAAAAAAAAUCAAUUUUUAUACCCUAUUGAUCGAUAUUGAAAAAAUUGAGAUGAAAUCUAUUGUUUGGUUUUUUUUGUUUGGUUUUUAACCCAGCCAUUAUAUGUAAGUGUUUCAUAGGUUGAUUUUACUGUGAAAAUAUGUGUGUUUGCGCUCCAGAACACGGACAGAAAAAUACAAAAAAAAAAAAAAAAUGCCACUAAUGAGAGACAAACAUCUAGAUCAUACUGGAACGUUGGGAGGCCUCCAUAACUAUACCUAACGAGUUUCCACAUGGUAAAAAAAAUCAGUGAGUUAG
Molecule: messenger RNA, 5988 nt
Organism: Cynoglossus semilaevis (tongue sole)
Lineage: Eukaryota; Metazoa; Chordata; Actinopteri; Pleuronectiformes; Cynoglossidae
Product: protein diaphanous homolog 3
Exons: 29
Coding region: 408-4046 (1212 amino acids)
Biological process (GO): actin cytoskeleton organization; actin filament polymerization
Cellular component (GO): actin filament
Molecular function (GO): small GTPase binding; actin binding
Source: RefSeq, a predicted model, not a curated record